Morchella importuna is the source of this 1251-nucleotide messenger RNA. RefSeq lists its product as uncharacterized. The record is from RefSeq and is a predicted model, not a curated record. The coding region runs from base 1 to 1251 and encodes 416 amino acids. The transcript is spliced from 3 exons. NCBI's taxonomy places the organism in Eukaryota, Fungi, Ascomycota, Pezizomycetes, Pezizales, Morchellaceae.
AUGGCUCCCACCAAGCGCUCCUCCGCCCAAACUCGGAGUAGUCAAUCGACCACUGCCGCUCAAAUAACUCGGAAAGGUCUUCUCCGUUCCUCCGAAACCGCCACUGGGAGGAGCAGUCCUAGGAGGGUAGAAUUUCAUCUCCCCGAGGAUCAUACUGAUAAUUUUGAAGCGCAGGAGGAGCCUGAGGCAAUUGAGGUGCCAGAGGCAAUUGAGGCGCCAGAGGUGGAAGAAAUAGUUGAUACUAGCCACUCAGACUAUGAUGAUGCUCCGGAGAAUGACCACGAGAGCUCUGAGGAGGAUGAGGAUGAACCGGAGGAUGAACCUCAAGCCCCCCCCCCAUCUUACACCCAGAAGUCUCAGACUGUCGGAAAGAGACCUCAUACAGUUCAGCCGACUACUGCCAGAGCACUGGGCAAUGCUCGGAGGAAACCAACUGGCGCGGUAGCGGAGGUCAUUGCUUCUUCCAACGUGUCGGUGGACGUGAGGGGAACUCGACCGGGCGCGAAAGUAAUACGUAAACAAGGUCAAGGGAGAGCAGCACCCACUUCAGCACCCAGCCAGAAUGCAUCCCAGAGAGCACUCCCGGCAUCCCAGAGAGCACCCCCAACACCCUCACAGUCUAGGCCCUCUGCACCUGUUUAUGCUCAUGAGUAUACCUCUUCUACGCGCCAUAUCGAUUUUUCCUCGAUGCGCUCUCGAAUCGGGGAGUCGUCCCCCACUUACCGGACAUAUCGUUCUUCACCGCCUAGCGAGGUAAUUGGCGAGAACUCUGUGAGCAGUCGUCAGAUUCCUUCAAGCCAACUUCACGGUCAAGGUAGAUCGCGAAGAGUUUACGAAAUCAAGUACCUUUCCUCAUCUAGGGGGGGGGGCGAGAGUACUCCGACGCCGGAAAACGAGGGUAUUUUGAUUCCGGGAAGCGAGGUUAGUAUUCCGGAGGACACUCACGACGUCUUUGAGAACACUGGCGACAUUCCUUCGAGCCAAUUGACUCAGAGGUCUGUGGUCCCUAACUCUAGGAGUGCAAAUGUGCUGUCAGUGCAGGCUCAGAGGAUUGAGAAGGAGUGUAGCGUGUUAAUCGGGGAGCAUACUCUUCUACAUGAGCCCUUUCCACCUGCAGCAAGACUUUCGUUACUGGUAGUGAGCAUGUGGGCGACUGCAAGUCACCGAGUGGGGUGUAGAGUAGACCUUGAUGAGGUUGUCAUUAAACAGGAGAGUGCCCCUGGAACGAUUACGAGUGCUCUGGAAGCAUAA